Mesorhabditis spiculigera is the source of this 216-nucleotide messenger RNA. The record is from the annotation of a GenBank genome assembly. Lineage: Eukaryota; Metazoa; Nematoda; Chromadorea; Rhabditida; Rhabditidae.
AUGAUGCUAAUUUUGGUGGUAUUCGCGUUGGCUUGUAGUUUGUUGGCGGAUACGACGCCACCGCCGAUGGAUUUGAAGCCGCCAGAUUUUGUGGGAAGUAUUGGAGGCAGCCCGGUAAUCGGCAUGUUUUACGGGAACUCGGACACACCUCUGAAAGAAGACUCGGUGGCCAAAGAUACAGAAAACGAUCCGCUCAAGAAGCUCCUACCGAAAAUG